AUGAAGAUUGUCGUUCACCAGGAGCACCAGUCUAGAAGCAUCCGAGAUGUCCUGAGCGCGAUCAAAGCUCUCGUCGCUGAAGGCGCACAAUUGUCGCGUCAAAGCGGCGAUGCACAGCACACUGUACUCCUGGACAAGCUCGCAGACGUUCUUGGGAUGCAGGAUAUUUCACCCUUUGCUGGUUUAUUGACCUUGCCACACGAUAUACUUUUCGAAAUCCUCAAAUUUGUCUCCUUCCGUGAUAUUUUACGGCUUCGCCAGGCCAGUCAACUCCCACAACCCACAGAACUUGAAGUUCAAUGUCUGAUCUUUGCCCAGACCAACAAAUUCCUGAAAGAAAUGUCGCAUGCUAGACUGAUCUGGCUGAAUCUCUUCAACAAAUAUUCAAAUAUCAAGCCGUUUCCACUCCAACUUGAACGACCUAUCGAAAGAUAUCCAUCGGGCGAUCUAGAGAGACUGAUUCUACGAUGGAAACGUGCUGAGUGGCACUUCACAAAAGAGGCAGCCGAUCCACCUCUCAGAAGAGACUUUUCUCUGAAGAAUGCCAAGGAAAUUGACCAUCACAGUAUGUACUUGUUGAAAGGUGGUCGCUGGCUGCUCUUCAAGGCGUCAAAUCAAUCCCUGUACUACUGUGACCUCGACGCCAUCACCCCCACUCCGACCUUGCUUAUCUCCCCAGAUGCUACCCCUCUUCCUGGCGCAAAAGUCGCCGCAUAUUUCUCGCUGGAUGAGUCGCAAUCGUCAAUUUUCCCUUCAUUCACGCUUGCCUAUUGGUCUUUUGACUCUGCUCGUUCCGACAAUAGCUUCGGAAUAUCCGUUUGGCGUGUAAGCUUUCUCUUCGAAGCUGACAGGCCGGAUCGAGCUGCAGGGCUUGAUGCCACAUGCCUUUCUACAUUCCUGCACAAAAGUAAUCAAAGUUUAACCGUAUUGUCCAUCACACUCUCUGGGCCGGAGCUCGCAUUCACCCUGUGGAGUCACAUUGUUGUCGUGUCUUGGGUAAACAUCAAGGACCCCAAGUCUUAUUCGAGCAGGAUCCUUAAACACCAAGCAGUAAGUAAGCCUCCAACCCUGUCGUCCUCGUUGAAUUAA
Cyclocybe aegerita is the source of this 1089-nucleotide messenger RNA. Lineage: Eukaryota; Fungi; Basidiomycota; Agaricomycetes; Agaricales; Hemipholiotaceae. The record is from the annotation of a GenBank genome assembly.